Cricetulus griseus (Chinese hamster) is the source of this 992-nucleotide messenger RNA. The record is from RefSeq and is a predicted model, not a curated record. NCBI's taxonomy places the organism in Eukaryota, Metazoa, Chordata, Mammalia, Rodentia, Cricetidae.
AGGAGUUGGGCCUAACCCUGGGCUCCUCCUCCUACCAACUCUCACUGACUUCCUGACCCUCCUGCAGCCCCGGGACGAUGAAUGCAACUUGCAACAGCAGCGUGUGGAGUGAGUCAGUCAGCUACGUCUUCGGCAUCUACUCAGUUUUGCUGCUGGUGCUGGGACUGCUACUGAAUGGCCUGGCACUCUGGGUAUUCUGCUGGCGCAUGCAGCAGUGGACGGAGACCCGAGUCUAUAUGACCAACCUAGCUGUGGCUGACCUCUGCCUACUCUGUUCCUUGCCAUUCAUGCUGUACUCCCUGAGACACACUUCAGACACACCAAUCUGCCAGCUCUCACAGGGCAUCUACCUGGUCAACAGGUACAUGAGCAUAAGCUUGGUCACUGCUAUUGCUGUAGACCGCUAUGUGGCAGUGCGGCAUCCGAUACGUGCCCGUGAGCUUCGGUCCCCACAACAGGCCGUUGCAGUGUGUGUGACCCUCUGGGUGGCAGUGGUCACCUCCCUGGUAGUGCGCUGGCGCCUGGGGCUGCAGGAGGGUGGUUUCUGCUUCAGGAGCCAUACCCGGCACAACUUCCGCACCAUUGCCUUCUCACUCCUGGGCUUCUACCUGCCACUGGCCAUAGUGGUCUUCUGCUCUUUGCAGGUUGUGACUGCGCUGGUGCAGAGGCCAACCACUGAUGUAGUGCAGGCAGAGGCCACCCGCAAGGCCACCCGCAUGGUCUGGGCCAAUUUGGCUGUGUUUAUCAUCUGCUUCUUACCACUGCAUGUGGUCCUGACCGUGCAGGUCUCCCUGGGCCUGAACACCUGUGCUACCCGUUACACCUUCGGGCGUGCCCUGUCCCUCACAAGCAGACUCUCAGAUGCCAACUGCUGCCUGGAUGCCAUCUGUUACUACUACAUGGCCAAGGAGUUCCAAGAUGCAUCCAUGUCAGCCACCACCUCCAAUACACCGCACAAGAGCCAAGAUUCUCAGAGCUUGACCCUCACCUAG